UAUAAUAGAACUAUAUGUAAUUAGAUAGUUUACAAGGCCGCAUCGUUGACGCUUUUAGUAAUUGGCAUAAAUCAAGCAUACGCCCUGUUGCGCUUCGCUGUCCACUACAAGGUAUUUGCUAGUUGAGUCUGUCAAACAAUUUUAGCAUGUCAAGCAUGAAUUGGCAUUAUAAAUGAAAUUGUAGAAGCUUAGAUAAAGCAACAAUUUUAGCCGCAAUCGUUGAGCCAAAGCCAUGUCAAUCCCUCAAUUAGUCAAUAAUUUCUUUAUGUUUAUUAAUACAAUUGAUCAGUUGGUACUGCUGUCCAAACACAAUCUUAUCUUUAGCGAUGUUUACUGGGCGUGAGAAAGUGUCUGUGAGUGCGAGUGCGAAUUAUAUGAAUGGUUGGGGUAUUCAAAUGGUAUUUAGUCGCCGAACUAAGCUAGAAGCGAACAUUAACAAAAUUGUUCUUCAAUUAAAAUGGAAUUGUUUUUGUGGGUCCUGCUUGCAGUUCUUAGCCUUUACUUUUGGCUCAAGGAAAUGAAUAAAGAUUACUUUGUACUGUCCUUUUUUGCGCCUCGUGUGCAAACCAAGGACGGUCGUCCUGUAGAGAGCAUUGCUCCUGUGGCCAAGGGCAAGACAAUCUUUGGCAAUGGCUUCGACCUGUACGGCAAAAGUGACGCUGAGAUAUUUCAACAUUCACGCGGACAUGCUAAGAAAAUUCAAAGCAGUUAUAUUGAAUAUGGAAUGGGCAUGGCACUUUACAACGUUAUUGAUCCUGAGGUUGUCGAAUUGAUAUUGAAUGAUCAGAAUCUGAUAACCAAAAGUUUGAUAUACGAUUUUCUGCACCCUGCACUGCGCACUGGACUCCUGACCUCAACAGACAAAAAGUGGCAUAGUCGACGCAAGAUAUUGACACCAACCUUUCAUUUUAAUAUAUUGGCACAAUUCGAGGAGAUUUUCAAAGCCGAAAGUCUGAAGUUCGUUGAACAAUUUCGUGGCGCAUCUGAGAUUUCAAUUUCUGUUAGUGAGUUGAUACCCCGUUUCACGCUCAACAGUAUUUGUGAGACUGCUAUGGGUGUUAAGCUAGAUGAUAUGGCUGAGAAGGGCGACAAUUAUCGCAAAAACUUUGCUUUGAUAGAAAAGCGUUUCUUAAGGCGAAUAAGCAAUCCCUUUUAUUGGAAUAAUACAACUUAUAAUCUCUUUGGUGCCAAGGAGGAUAAACCCAUGCUAAAGACAAUUCAUGAUUUCUCUAGUGAAAUUAUUGCUAAGCGACGCAUACUUCUGCAGGAUGCUCUAAGGAAUCCUCAAAAUACGCAUGCAGAUGCCGAUGAUGAUAUUUACAUCAACAAAAAGCAACGCUAUGCCAUGCUGGACACCUUGAUAUUCGCUGAGAAGGAUGGACUCAUUGAUCACCAAGGAAUUUGCGAGGAAGUGGACACACUCAUGUUCGAGGGCUUCGAUACCACUUCAAUGGGUCUCAUAUUUGGACUGAUGAAUAUGUCUCUCUAUGCUGAUAAGCAAGAACAGUGUUACCAAGAAGUCAACGAGUUCAUCGAUGAUGAUUUUAGCAACCUUGACAUCAAUCAAAUAGCUAAACUGAAGUACUUGGAUUGCUUUGUCAAGGAAACAAUGCGCAUGUUUCCCUCGGUGCCUUUUAUGGGUCGUCAAGUGCAGCGAAAGACAGAGCUGGCCAAUGGUCUCAUCCUUCCUGCUGGCACACAGAUUAUGCUGCAUGUGUUUGAUAUCCACCGGAAUCCCAAGCAUUGGGAUUCGCCAAAUGAAUUUCGUCCCGAGAGAUUUUUCCCCGAAAAUUCUACGAAUCGUCAUAUAUACUCCUACAUUCCGUUUAGUGCGGGGCAGAGGAAUUGUAUAGGACAAAAGUAUGCACUGCUGGAAAUGAAGACGCUGCUGAUCGUCGUGCUGAAGCAGUUCAAGAUUCUGCCACUUGUGAAUCCGAAACAUUUCGUUUUUAAUAGUGGCAUCACAUUGCGAACCAACAAUAAUAUUAAAGUAAAACUUGUGAGGCGAUGA
Drosophila sulfurigaster albostrigata is the source of this 2011-nucleotide messenger RNA. Its product is annotated as cytochrome P450 4p1-like. Gene Ontology annotation, molecular function: monooxygenase activity; heme binding; iron ion binding. The coding region runs from base 458 to 2011 and encodes 517 amino acids. The record is from RefSeq and is a predicted model, not a curated record. The transcript is spliced from 7 exons. NCBI's taxonomy places the organism in Eukaryota, Metazoa, Arthropoda, Insecta, Diptera, Drosophilidae.